Molecule: messenger RNA, 1692 nt
Organism: Parnassius apollo (apollo)
Lineage: Eukaryota; Metazoa; Arthropoda; Insecta; Lepidoptera; Papilionidae
Source: the annotation of a GenBank genome assembly
AUGACUUUCUUAAAAAUUAUAAGAGGGUUAAAGACCGUUAUGAAAAUGGAAGAGGCCACAAAACCAGAAAAAGCAAUAAAAACUAUAAAAGAAGGGAAAGCAGAAAUAUGCUUGAAGAUUGAAAAAGUAUUUUAUAACCCAGUUCAAGAAUUUAAUAGAGACCUUAGUAUAGCUGUUUUAAGUAUAUUUACUGAUGAUUAUAAGGUAGAAAAACUUAAUAGAGCUGAAAAGAAGUUAUCAAAGGGUCUAAACAAUACAGAGGGAACAAAUGAAGUAAGUGAGGUACCUGUGACAAUAUUGGAGGCACUAUCUGCUACAGGUUUGAGAAGUAUUCGUUAUGCUAAGGAGAUACCAAAUAUCACUAAAAUUGUAGCCAAUGACCUGUCAGAGCAGGCGGUUCAAACUAUAAGGGAGAAUGUUGUUUUCAACAAUGUUCAGAAUAUUAUAGAGACAAGCCACGAUGAUGCUUGUAUGCUAAUGUACAAACACAAGCAUCCAAUUAAACGUUUUGCUGCUAUUGAUCUGGAUCCUUACGGAUGUCCUUCAAUAUUUCUGGAUUCCGCCGUACAGAGCGUGCAAGAUGGCGGUCUGUUGCUUGUCACUGCAACAGACAUGGCGGUUUUGGCGGGUAACUCGCCAGAAACUUGCUAUUGUAAAUAUGGUGCUGUUAGCUUAAAGACAAAGUGCUGCCAUGAGAUGGCAUUAAGAAUACUCUUACAAUGUAUAGAACAGCAUGCGAACAGGUACAGUCGGUACAUAGUACCACUGCUAAGUAUAUCAGCCGAUUUUUACAUACGCGUGUUCGUUAAAAUCUACUCUGGAGCAUUUCACUGCAAAAAAACUACUAGUAAAUUGUCCAUGGUUUAUCAUUGCGUGGGUUGCGAUAACAUAACUUUACAUCCCCUGGGGGGUUUCAAACCGAACCCUACGGAGAAAAAACCAGAGCAGAUGAAAGCAUAUUUACCCAACGUUCCUCCUGUAGGCGAAUUCUGCGUCCAUUGCAAUCAGAGGCAUCAUCUAGGUGGUCCCAUAUGGUCAGCGCCUAUACACGACGAAGUGUUUGUAUCGAGGGUUGUAAGCCACGUCCAAGACAACCCUCAGCUCUUCGGCACAGCAAAGCGUAUAGAGGGUGUCCUGUCAAUGGUGAGGGAGGAGUUACAGGAGGUGCCGCUAUACUACACGUUGGAUAAACUGUUCGGGAGAGUCCAUUUGGAAACCAUGCCGAUGUUGGUUAUGCGGUCAGCGAUUCUUAACGCUGGUUACAAAGUGUCAUACUCCCACGCAUCAAAGCUGUCAAUAAAGACCGCUGCGCCUGCUCAGGUCAUUUGGGAUAUCAUACGCACUUGGGAGAAAACGCAUCCAGUCAAAGCGGCCAAAUUAGAAGCUGAUCCGGUUUCGAAGUACAUUUUAAGCCAAGAGAUAAAGACAGCAAUAGAUCUGAGCGAGAGGGGCGAUGCGAAUCCGACGAGUCGACGCGAUGGCCGCCUCCGCUUCCAGUUCAAUCCCGCGCCUUAUUGGGGACCCGGGUCUAGAGCUGCUGUUAACGUUGGAGAUGAAAAAAUAUCAAAGGCGAUACGAAACCAAAACAAGAACAGCAAUAAAGACCGGCACGCAGUGAAACGCGGUCACUCACCGCAGAACGACGAGGAUGCCCGAAAGAAGCUUACUCAAUCUGAACACACAGACGUGUAA